Prorocentrum cordatum is the source of this 6795-nucleotide messenger RNA. The record is from the annotation of a GenBank genome assembly. NCBI's taxonomy places the organism in Eukaryota, Dinophyceae, Prorocentrales, Prorocentraceae.
CCGGGCGUUCCGAAGUACAGCGUGAAGAAAUACUUGCAAAAGUUGUCUUUGUGGUGGAGAACCAAAAACGUUGAUGACGACGGAGUGGCAACUCUUCUUGUGUUGCAGCGUCUUCAAGGAGGAGUGUACAAGCAGGCGUUGAGGUUCAAGGUUGAACGAGACGGCAGAGAGUACAUCGGAGAAAACGCGUUCGCCCUGGAGAGAACGGAGGCAGACGAGCUACACGGAGCACAAGCGCAUCCCUCAGGACUUUCUCUCUUCACUCGUUGGCUUGAAGGCGAAUAUGGACUGCACGAUCAAGACACAGUCGGAGUUGCACUCGACAAAUUCUUUUCAUUCAAGAGAGGGCCCCGAGAUCUCGGGCAAUACAUUUCAGAUUUCGAACUUGUGUAUGAUGAAGCGGCAGACCAAGCAGGACUCAAUAUCAACGCAGUUGGACGGAGUUACUUGUUGCUUCAGGGAUGCGACCUCUCCAUCAAGAAGGUCGACGACAUCGAACUCAAGAUCGACGGGGACCUCAGACGGUAUAAUGACAUCAAAGCUAUCAUGACGCGUCUCGCCAAGCAGUCACUGGCCCAGAACAACCCAGAACAGUACGAGGGCUUCUGGGUCGACUCAGAUGAAGAAGAGUACUGGGAUUACUACGGCUACUACGACGACUACGGCCAGUGGCAGUACUACGAGGACGACGAAUGGUGGGACGAGGAAGAACAAUAUGACGAGCAGUAUUCUCCACCUACGGCUUCGGCAGCAAAUGACGAGGCGUACAAGGGAUCCGGCAAGGGCAAGAAAGGAAACCCAGGCAACUGCUGCAAGUGCGGCUCGAGAUGGCAUCGAUCUGAAGACUGCCCUGCCGGAGGCAAGAAGGACACCAAGAAAGGCGACGACAACAAAGGGAACGGCAAGAGCAAGUCGGACUCGAACAACGGCAAGGGCAAGCAUCGUGGCGGAAAGGGCCGCGGUCGAGGCAAAGGACGAGGAAAAGGUUACCGUGGCAGAGGCAAAGGCAAAGGCAAGAAGAGCAAGGGCCACUACGGUGAUGACUACGACGAGGAGUACUACGACGAUAAUUGGGACUGGAGAACCACUCACGGCAGUUGGUAUGCGACGAGAACCAAGACCCAGAACAAGGACGCGCUGUGGACCUUCAACACUCGAGCAGAAGUUCAUCAUGGUUCAUCCUGGUCUUCACUGCAGACAGUACCCUCCUACAGCCUGGACGACCCGGAGUCACCAGACAUGGGACAAGGAUUUCAGGAGACCUUCUCAGCGUCAGCAUCGAAACCCACCUCGGCUCCUUCGGCACAGGCAGCAGGACCAGCAUCACCAAGACCGACUCGGAGAGCUACGACUGGAGACUUCAUGUCAGACAUGGGCUCUCCUGGUCAUGCCUCUACCUUUGACGAUGACGAGGAAGCCGAACCCCGUCGCCUACCUCGCGGAAUCGUUCCUGGAGGUUUGGAUUUUCUUGUCAGAGAAGUUCAGAACUUGUGCUACGAAGAUCAAGUAUCACAGCAGAACAAUCACAACGUGCACGAGGUCAACACGAGCUAUCAUUCUAUCAAAGGCACCAAGAGGUUUGGUCUGCUUUACGAUCCUGGCGCGUCGUCAGGCAUCAUCGGCACGGACGCGGUACGGGAAUAUCAGCAGGAGAUUCUCGGCGGCGCAGAGAUCGAAUCCAGACCAACCCGAGCUCAGUUCACGGGCAUCGACGGCGAGCCUACACCCGGCAUCGGCAAGGCGAUCGUACCAUUACGCAUCCCAGCCAUGAAGGACGCGACGUUCACGGGAGACAUGAUCGGAGGCAUGGGAAGCUGGUGCCCGGCUCUGAUGCCAUUGCCAACCUCGAUCAGAUACAGGGCCAUCAUGUUCUCGGCGAUGUUCGACAACGGUGACGGCAUCCUGGUGAUCUUCCCUGACAAUCGACGACUUGGCAAUCGAGCUACACCAGUGUAUAUCAGGCUCCUGUUGACGGACUCUCGGCACUACAUCAUCCCGACGGACAACCAGCAUAUCCGAGAAGAAGUUGAUCAACAAUAUCUUCAUGGAGUUCUUCUGGACCAUCUUCAAAUAUUCUGGGACUUCAAACCAUCCCGCUCUGGAGGCAGAUCGGCGGAGUUUCAAGUGGAUACAGCGCCCGCGGACACUAGCACCGGAGCGAAGUCAUCGACUUUUUCGGGCAUGAGCAGGGAUGCGACCAACCCAGAAAUUCUGAAGCAGCUGGACCAUCUCAGCAAGAGCAUCGAGAGCAUCAAGGAUCACAUCGGCCAGCCCGCAGCUCCCAACACGCACCACUUCGUGAGCAUGAAGACGGCAUUCGCUGGACACAGUUGUGGAGACGACAAGUGCACUCAAGACCACCAGUAUCCUACGAGGAAAACGACUAUUACAAGAACACAAAACUUCUGGAAGGUCUGGGGCAUGUUCAAGGGCAGCGGCUUUACUGGCGAUAUGAUUCCAGACGGCCUGAAUCCGGCACAACAAGAACGAAUGCAGAAGGACUACCAGGGUAUCCCAGAGAAGUUCUACACCAAGACGAAACUGACGGUUAUUACCCCCAGAAAUGCGGACAGCUUCCUGAAACAUCUUCAAAAUUACAAGAUCACGAGCGUGGACAUGCAGGAACACUUCUCGGGAAGCAGUACCUUGUCAUUCUGGGCAUGGAGGUGCGAAUUCUUUGUAUUAUUCCCAACGGAUAUGAGAUGCGGCUGGAACCUCGGGCUGAAGGAACACCAGGACAUCAUUGCCAGAUUUCAGAAGGCCAUCCGUAUCCAGGUGAAAUUCUACACGCCAGAGUGCACCCCCUGGUCACAGGCGAGUCAGACGGCAGAUCCAGAGAGAAAGGCAGCGAAUCGCUCAGCAGAUCUUCCAGCACUUCAAUGGGUAUCCGACGAGUGCAAGAACACGAACCUGGACGGCACGGACUACGUCAUAGAGAACCCGGCCAAGAGCGCGAUCUGGGAGGAGUCACCUUUGAAGGAGCUGCAGAGCGACGAGCGCAUGUACAACAACAUCUGCGACCAGUGCCAGCACGGAGCUCAGGACGCAGAAGGCACACCCAUCCAGAAACGGACGAAGUUCAUGGCAUCCUUUCGCAUGAGGAGAACGGCAAUUCAGUGUCAAUGCGUACGUCCCCAUGCUUGGCUCGUUGGAGGCGCCCAGACAUCGAAGGCCAAGAUCGUCGCAGAGAAGCUGUGCAAGAACAUCUUGAAGGACAUCGGCAAGCGCAUCGAGAUGACGCUCAAGACACCAUUGGACCUUCUUUUCUGGACGUGCGAGAGCAUCAGCAGUAAAUCACCCAAGAAGGAAAUAGCGAUCAAGCCCAAUUUCGACUUGCAGCGCUUCCAACAUCAACUCGAAGAGGCGGCUUCGGAUCAAGCACGACUGGCAUUGCUCCUGGGAUUUCAUCUGAAGUUCUGGCACGCUACACCUGAUGAGAUGGCGAGACUACUGGCGGCCCUUGGAGUGGAACCGAACAUCAUCAAGCUUUGCCCACAAGUGGUCAAGGAUCUGUGCGAAGGUUGUCGCAAGUAUGCUAUGCCGUUACACCGACCAGCGUUUCGCGCACGCAUCACAACGAAGUUCAACGAGCGAGUUCAAGGCGAUUUAUUCUUCCUGUGGGACAUGACAUGGCUCAUUCUAGUGGACGAGCACAUCAGAUACAAGGUCAUUGGAGUGAUGAAGGACAAGACGGCCCCAGAGUACCUACGUUGUAUGGGAGAAUGUUGGAUCAGAUUCUUUGGGCCUAUGGAGACAUUCGUAUCGGAUCAGGAAGGAGCUCUAACCUCGGACCUCGUUGGAACGACGCUGGACAGGUACACGAUCAAGCGAGAGUUUGCCGGCACGGUGGUCGCCAAGCGAGAGGGCCUCAACAUCUCCAAGGAGACGCUAGUGUACGAGGCGUCGAUGGCGCAGAACUUAUUGCUCAACUUCGGUGGAAGCACGCCCGCCAACGCACUUCUCGGCUACACUCCUAGGGACUUCUACGACGAGAACUCGGCGACCACCAUGGCCCACAAGGGCGCGCUCGAGAUUUCACCCGACACGUUUGAGUCGAACGUACGUAUGCGAUUGUUAUCCAAGCAGAAUGUCCUGAAGACGAUCGUUGAGGAACGCCUCGCCAUAGCCAACAAGUCUCGACCACAGAAACUGGACAUCGAGAGGAUCAAGGUCGGUGACAAGGUGGACUUGUAUCGCACACCGAGCAAGAAGGAUCAAGAGGGCUGGCGAGGACCAUGUGAUCUACUACAUAUGAAGAGCACAGGAGCGAUCGUGGUAUGGAAUGGAUAUCCCUACAUCGUUCCACUGCGGCACAUUCGGAUUCAUCAGAGACUAGCAGCUUGGACCAACAGCUACGAGCGUCAACAUACAGCAUCUUCACCUUCGAUGUACUUGGUCACGGAUUAUACCGACAUGCUUGACAUUGUGGAAGGCACGGUUCCGUUCAAGCCGCAGAUCGUGGGCAUGCUGAUUGGCGCCGACGGCAAGAUGCGAGCUUCAUCCAGUAUGGGAGAGACACCUCCCAAGGUUUGGAGUCUAGCUCAGCAGUGCGCAGAGGACGAAUGGGGAAUCAAAAUCGACGGUAUUGUCUUUGGCAGAUGUGUUCGACGGUUGUACGCGGUUACUGGAGCUACUUUCGGACGACAGGUGACUUGGGACUGCGCGAGACGCGAUCAGUAUGUGACAACGGACAUCAAUCCCAGCAGGCAGGUAUUGGACAACAUCAAUGCCAUUCCGAACAUGAGCGACGUCAAUGCGUGCAGCAUCCUGUUCUAUUCCUUCUCAUCAAUGGCAGAAGACGAGGAAACGAAGAAGUAUGUCAUCCCCGACUUCUCGGACAUCUCGGCGAUCGAUCCCGACGACGAGAGCAUGCUAUGGCAGUACAGCAUCCUGGACAUGGACAUCCUCAAGCAGCAGAAGUACAUCCUGGACUUGGACCUCCUGCUCCACCAGCUCCUCCGGCAGCUGGAAUCCGACUUCUACCCGAACACGAUCAACUACCACUUCCAGCAGACAUUCGACAUCAGCGACACGGCAUGGCCGGAUGGAGACGUCAGCAUCAUCGAGGCGGACAGCAACAUCCCGCCAAGACCACCGUUUCCACCACCGGCUCCGCAGCGAGUUACCUUGCGCGACGACAACAGCUGGAAGCGAGAUCGACAGGCACUGGACGAAUCUCAGCAGAGUAUCAAAGUGGAUGACAAGAGCAUGAUCAGUGACGAGCAGUUCGUGCCAGAGUCAGAUCGACACCUGGUCAGCGCCUACAUGGACAGCGACGAAUUAGACGAGUACCAGACGAUCGUGACCAGCAUGGCCCAGGAAGUUUCAGACAACCUCCAGCGCAUGAGCGAUAACGAGUUAACAUGGACGGCGGAAGAAGCACAUUGGACGAUACCCGGACCGUUCAAGGAGAGCAGAACGUUCUACUUCGACCUGAACACCGGCGACGCGAUAUUCGCCCAGAACGACGACAUCUUGACUGAGGAACACAUCGUCAAGUUUUGGCCGCUCGUCGAGGCGGCAGACCGAUUGGAAUCGAGGUCGUUCAUAGACAAUUUAUGUUUCAAAGGUGUUCAUUACAACAACAUGGACAGUUCGAACGUGAUCGACGCGGUGUGGGUACGACGUUGGAAGAAGGUCUUCGAUAAGACGGUACACGUGGACGACAUUAUCGUAUUGGCGAAACUGGCAUGGCUGUUAUGGGGUCUCAAUUCCAUGGAGAAGCGAUUCGGCAAGAUCAAGAGACACGAGCUACCUUUCACGCACAUGGGUAUGAGCUAUGAAGUAUUGGGCAAGAGACACUUAUUCAUACACCAACAUGUAUUCACGGAAGGACUCAAGAAGAUCGAAAUACCCUUCAAGCUCAAGGACAAGCUCGACCAUGAAUGCGACGCCAAGUUGACGCACGAUUUGAGAUCAGUACUUUGUUCACUGUUGUGGCUUUGUCAGACACGAGAGGACAUCUACUGCGACGUGGUACAGCUACAGCAGAUCGUGAGGAAAAGCAAUAUGGGACACCUGAAGCAGGCCAACUUGAUCGUGGACCGCGCCAAGAGGAACAUGAAGAUGGCUGGAUUGCAUUUCGCACCAUUAUCUUACCCGGCCAGGCUGGUAUCGGUUGGAGACGCAGGUCACGGCAACACGAAGACGUCUUAUCCCCAGGAAGGAUCAGCGGCAUUUCUCAUGGAGGACCACAUGUAUCAAGUACGUAUCGACAAGAAGGACCUAGUGGAUCCAAGUGACAACUACCUCCUCGGAGGCUCAACCCAUCCUUUGAUGAUUGCUUCUGGGAAGUCCAAGCGUAUAUCUCAUUCCACGUGUAACGCGGAGACGAAUGCAGGCUACAAGGUGAACCAAGCGGCCCAGUUUAUUGCAUUACGGAUGAGCGAGAUUAUCAUGUGUUCGGAGGCACAACAUAAGGCAAAGGACAUGAUGGAGAUUUUCGAUCGUUCAUUGUAUCAGGUGAGAAUCGACCACUGCACGGACUGCAUGGACUUCUGGCAACUAUGCUGUGGAGUGAAAGGCGUACCCUCGAACAAGUCAAGCAGGCUGGCAGUGCUGAGCAUGCGCGAGGAGAGGCUCAGCGGACGCAUUCGAAACUUCAUCCACCUGCCCACCGAAGUGGUCAUAGUAGACGGGCUCACCAAGACGGGCACGUUCAAAUUACUCAUGGAACAUCUGACGACGGGCCGAUGGCACGUGGGGCCACCCAAGGGCAAGUACAUCACGAUACGCCGUAUCAAAUAUCAGCAGGACAGCUACUCAGAACAGGACUUGCUAGAUCUCAACGAGUAG